Messenger RNA from Mesorhabditis belari, 2265 nucleotides. The record is from the annotation of a GenBank genome assembly. Lineage: Eukaryota; Metazoa; Nematoda; Chromadorea; Rhabditida; Rhabditidae.
AUGUCAAGGAGAGACUCCGAAGAUUCAUCUCCACACGACGAAUUGAAAAGUCGCUCAACAACACCUCAUUCAAAUCAAAAUGAAGGAAACGACGAAACGAUGGAAGAAGACAGUAAUGAAGAUAACGGCGACCAUUGCAAAGACCCAUCCCUCAUCACAAGGAUUUGCGAUGUGAAGUUUUCGCGACCGCACGGCGAUAUUCUUUAUCGCGUUUGUUGGUAUCAGGGAGGUGUUUUGAGAAAAACAUGGGAAACUGAAAAGCAGAUGCAAACUUGGACAAGAGAUCCAAUGGUCGCCAUUGUGUUUCAAGAUUUUCAAUUUUGUAAACAAGAUGCUUUAAAAGUUGCAAUGCAGAAGAAAACGGAGUUGGAGACAAAGAAAUCUGGUCCCGGUUGGGUAUAUGAAGAAAGACCAGGUGGUGCAGCUGAGGAUGAGCCAGAAGUUUUUUAUGGAUCGAGCACUGAUCAAUUGGCCGGCGAAACGGCCCGGUUAUUUGACCCAUCUCACAAAUUCACUGAAACAGAAAAGAUGUUAGCAAAAGUGAACACACUUUCCGGCAAACGUUUAACGAGGUCUCAACUAAACGUUGUACGCAAGAAUGAAGGCAGCGAUAGCAGUGCUCCUCCAAGUCGCGGUACUACGCCAGUUCCAAUUCGUGGUCGAAAAACCCGCGGGGUAACCAAAGCCCCUCCAGCUCGUCGUGGAAGGGGCAGAAAACAAGCUGGCUCAACCCGAGUCGAACAAGAAAAUGCUGAUAGUACGGUGGAAAAUGAGGUUGUAUCGGAUGAGCCAAUUAUUCAAUUUGUGCCAAGUGUUGCCUUUCCGGAGGAGGAUUCGCCAACGUCAUCUGUAGCUUCGAAUACUCCAAGCAAGUCACCCAAAAAAUCCGUGAAAAAACGCGUAACUCUUGAAGAUGACGAGGAUACACAACCAAUCGAAAACAAAACAGCGGCACAGGAAUCCAAUGAAUCGACUUCCGCAGCCCAGCAUCCAAUCAAAAAACGAGCUUUGGUGGGAAGACGCGUGCUUUCACUUGAAGAAAUGGGCAUUACAACAGCGAUGAUUGAACAAGCGUCAAAGCCGUUUGAUGAGACUAAACGACUCGUGGCAAGAAAGGCACAUGAAGAGCUAGCCGAUCAAGUUGACAAGAUUGCUGGAUCGCUUCGAAAUAGCUCGAUUCAAGAGACAUUCACACAAGCUAUUUUGGAAGGCAAGAUCGAAAGAGCCCGGGAACUUGUCGAGUUUCACAAAGUGUGCCCAAUGUCGAGUGAUUUUAAUCUCCUUGCCACCGAUCGAAUAACCGGACAAAACUUACUCCAUAAGGUUUGUCAAAUUUCAUGCAAUGACGCAAAAGUCCGUCGUCCUGAAUAUACACACGCACUUUGUGAUACUGCUGAAUAUCUCAUUGUAUCUGGGCUGGAUCCUCGUCAAGUCGAUUCCUCCGAGAAAACAGCUCUUCAGUAUGCUAUCGAUAAGAAAAUCCUUUGUCGAGUUCGCCGUCUUUUAGCACUUCGUGCGCCAGUUAACAUUCGAGGCAUUGAGCUAAAAAACUCUAUUCUCUAUCAAACAUACAUUGCUAACAAUCGUCUGAUUUUCAAACUCUUGUUGGAUAAUGGAGCUAAUUUUGCUCCACUAGAGCAUGAGAUCCGCCACAACAAAGUCCCGUUUAACAAGUUUAUCAAGGAGGACUUGCUCAAGCAUUUUCAUAUGCUCAAGCAGCGAUUCAAUGAUGCAAAAAGAAAAGUGCUAAUUGACAUCGAAGAGGUACACCCCGUGAGUCCGAUGUAUGUCGCCAAUUUCUAUGAGGGUCCAAAGUUAUGGUUUGAUUUUCACUAUAAUGCUGAAAAGAUUCCGACCGCUGAAUACUUUUUUGUGCUAUUUGUGGCAACCGCGGUCGUUGAUGAAACUAACAGGUGGCACCUGGCCCUAUGGGGCGACUCGCCUUUGGAGACUGAACCAGUGCUAAAUGACGACGAUAUGAUACCAAUCCAGUUCAUUGAACAAUAUGGCCCAAUGAAUACCGCUUCGAAGAAGUCGGCUAUUUUUCUGGGAACGCCAUGUGUGGGCGCAAAUCGACUUAGCAUCACACUAAAUCAAAAUAAAGGACCUCCACCACUUGGGAAUGGAUUUGCCUACGCACUAUCCCACAAUUGGAAAAUCGUUUUACAGAUGUCUCUGCUGAAAAAAUCGCGACAGAAGGGUAUUCUAAAACAGCCCACUCAAUCGGUUUUGGAACGUGCCCCCGAUGCACCAUCGUCUUAUUAU